Molecule: messenger RNA, 1718 nt
Organism: Drosophila serrata
Lineage: Eukaryota; Metazoa; Arthropoda; Insecta; Diptera; Drosophilidae
Gene: Pdha
Product: Pyruvate dehydrogenase E1 alpha subunit
Biological process (GO): pyruvate decarboxylation to acetyl-CoA
Cellular component (GO): intracellular membrane-bounded organelle
Molecular function (GO): pyruvate dehydrogenase (acetyl-transferring) activity
Source: RefSeq, a predicted model, not a curated record
GUCACAUUAUAGUUGUGCAAUAUAGAAGUUGAUAAACUCGCUGCUUUUUUUUUAAUUGUUUAACUUACAACGACGCCCGGCGGUGCGACCGAGAUAGCAGAUAACGUGUGGCAGCUCCAGCGUGCGAUUAUUUAAACCAUAUAUAUAAUAUCAUAGUUCGAUUUAGCCACAGUGCCCUCGAUAUAACCCUCGAUUUUCAGCGAAAAUGUUGCGCACUCUGUCACGCGUUAGCGAAUUGCCAAUUAUUGUUAAGCAACUGCAAAAAAAUGCAGCACAGGCUGGCGUUUCGAAAACCAACAAUUAUGCCACGGAAGCCACCGUUAAAGUGAAUCGGCCCUUCAAGCUGCAUCGUUUGGACGAGGGACCUGCCGAGGAAGUGAAACUGACCAAGGAUGAGGCCCUUAGGUACUACACACAAAUGCAAACGAUCCGAAGACUGGAAACGGCUGCCGGCAAUCUGUACAAGGAGAAGAUCAUCCGUGGCUUCUGUCAUCUCUACUCUGGCCAGGAGGCCUGUGCUGUUGGCAUGAAAGCGGCUAUGCGGGAUGUGGAUAACAUUAUUUCGGCAUACCGUGUCCAUGGCUGGACCUACCUGAUGGGUGUCUCACCCAACGGUGUGCUGGCCGAGCUGACCGGCGUCCAGGGUGGGUGUGCCCGCGGCAAGGGCGGCUCCAUGCACAUGUACUCACCGAAUUUCUAUGGCGGCAACGGUAUCGUUGGAGCCCAAGUGCCCCUUGGAACUGGUGUGGGUCUGGCCUGCAAAUACAAGGGCAACGGUGGCAUGUGCCUGGCCCUGUACGGUGAUGGUGCGGCCAAUCAGGGUCAAGUGUUUGAGGCCUACAACAUGGCAUACCUGUGGAAGCUCCCGGUGAUCUUUGUCUGCGAGAAUAACAAUUACGCCAUGGGCACCAGCACGGAGCGUGCGUCCUGCAACACGGACUAUUAUACGCGCGGUGAUGCCUUGCCCGGUAUCUGGGUCGAUGGCAUGGAUGUGCUGGCCGUGCGCAGUGCCACCGAGUUUGCCAUUAACUAUGUGAACACCGUGGGACCUUUGGUGAUGGAGACUAACACAUACCGCUACUCUGGUCACUCGAUGUCCGAUCCCGGCACCUCGUACCGCACCCGUGAGGAGAUCCAGGAGGUGCGCCAGAAGCGUGAUCCCAUUACCUCCUUCAAGGAGCUGUGCAUUGAGCUGGGUCUGCUGUCCGCCGAUGAGGUCAAGGCCAUUGAUCUGAAGGUGCGCAAGGAGAUCGACGAGGCCACUGCCUUUGCCAAGACCGAUGCCGAGCUGGGCGUAAGCCAUCUCUGGACGGACGUCUACUCCAACUGCCUGGAGAGCAAGCUGCGUGGCACCAUCUCCUACAAUCUGGAUCACAUCCAGGAGCGCAAGGGUGUCAAUCACUAAACGAAUUCGAUUCGGGAACUCACACAAAACCCACAACAUUAAACACCAAGAAACCCUAAACAAAAAGGCACCUCUACGCAAAGACAGACCACAGACAGACUUGAGACACACAACAAAGACAAGAACAACAGACCACAGACACCUAGACACAAGCGAAAUCUCUAGCUAUUAAGCCGAAUGUUUAAAAGAAAAAGUAUGGAUAUGGAUGGAUAAUGAGGAGUAUCCCCCACACGUAGUCAACCCAAGAAGCUUAGCUAAACGGAGGAGCACUGUCCAACCACAUUGUAGCGUAGCCACAACCACAUUAACUCAC